This is a messenger RNA of Salvelinus sp. IW2-2015, 546 nucleotides long. RefSeq names its product D-dopachrome decarboxylase-A. Gene Ontology annotation, molecular function: phenylpyruvate tautomerase activity. The record is from RefSeq and is a predicted model, not a curated record. NCBI's taxonomy places the organism in Eukaryota, Metazoa, Chordata, Actinopteri, Salmoniformes, Salmonidae.
CCCCCAAUGAAGAGACGUACUUUCCGGAGCAAAGUCAAAUUUGCUGCAAAUUGACCUCCCUAGCCUUCUCAUCUGAAAGAACGGCCUCUUUACAAAAUCAUCAUGCCGUUCAUUGAUUUAGAAAGUAAUUUACCUGAGAGUACGUUUUCUGAGGAUUUCUUGAAAAAGCUAUGCUCCAAAACAGCCGCUGUUCUAGGGAAACCCGAAGAGAGAAUGAUGUUGGUGGUGAAACCAGGACUGCCAAUGCUCAUGGGUGGAACUUGUGCUCCUUGCGUGAUACUGUCUGUGUCUGCCAUCGGUGUCACUGACACUGCUGAGAAGAACAAGGAACACAGUGCCAAUAUCUUCCCUUUCCUUACAGGAGAACUUGGACUUACUGAAGACCGGGUCAUGAUCAGGUUCUACGCACUGGAGCCACAUCAGGUUGGAAAGAAAGGAACUGUUAUGAGUUACCUGUAGGAGGAACUUUCUGCACCAGAAUGACUUCACACAUCUGUUCCACAACCGUUACCAUCGGAGAGAACAAACCCUGGCAGUGGAUUUCCA